CAUCUCCACAAGCCUCCAUACAGGCGGAUGGGCAAACAAAAAACUACAAUUGCCAUAAUUAUUAUAAGCAGGAGCGCAUACGCAACUGGCCAGUCCGACGUAUGUAGCCGCGCCAUUCACAGCGCGCAUCACGUUCGAAUCUGUUCGAAUCGAAACAAAAACAAAAUUCAAAUUUGAAAUACAACCUUUUCUAUUUUUAAACAUAGACUUUUAUAGAAUGUAAAUCCGGCAAAUAUAGGAACUCUUUUUUUAUUUUUUUUUAUAAAGCAAACUGGUUUUCGUAUGCAGUGCGUCGUAAAGUUUUAUAGCGAGGGAUGGACUUUAUAGAUCGGUGGUUAAAUUGAGUUUCUUCAAAAUGGAACGCUUGCUGUUUCUGAUAUUAACAAUAUGCAUCGCGUCCUCAAUCCUCGAGACAACAGUAGCCGAUUCUGUGCUAUCGGCGGUGCUAACACCAACGGACGAGACCAAAUCUAGCCGACAAGCUCGCAGCUACUACGACACGCGGUACGGCACUGGACGGCCUUACGAAAGGAUAGAAUACGACCGCCCUUCAAGAUGCGGCCGCUGCCAAGACGACAGAGAUGACGAUGAUUACGACAGACGUCGCGACAGGUUCGACGAUGACAGAAGAGGCAACCACAAACCUACGUAUGGCAGCCGGUACGACAGGAAUAAAGGCGACCAAGACGAUGACGAUAGAAGGUACAGCACCGACAGAACAAAUCCAAAGAAUGGAACAGAAGAUGAAGGUGACAAAGACAAGAAACAGUUUGAUGACAAGGAUAGAAGGCCCUCGGGUGGAAGGAGGGAUAGGGACAGAGAUCGCGACAGGGAUAGGGGUAGAUACGAUGACCGUGACAGAUACAGACAUGACUAUUACGAUAGAUUCUUAGGAGAUAGGUACAACAGGGAUAGGUAUGAUAGACCGCCUUACGACGACCCUUACAGAGAAAGGAGGCCUUUGUACGAUAGGUAUGAUGAUAGAAACAGCUUUGGUGGCAGAUUUGAUAACUAUGGAUAUGGAGGCUAUAGAAGACCAGCUUAUAGCGACAGAUACGAUAGAGUUGGAGCCUAUGACGACUCGUUCGGAGGGUACGGACCUACAGCUGGAAGAGGACCACACGACAGUUUCAGGCCGUGGGACGAAACGUACCGCGGACAGGCGGGCUGGGACGCGGGCGGCCGCGGCUAUUACUUCGCUUCGGGACGCCCAGACGCAGCGCCGGCACCUUCCACUGCCUGGGGCCGUCCUGAAUACGCCAGACCACAGUACACAGACAGCGGUUGGCAGAACGUGGGCUACUCCCCCUCUGCAGGGUACCGCGACCCGCUGGACUACCGUGGCACCGGGUACGACAACACCGGGUACGGUGCUACGGGCGGAGCCGGGUACGGGGCCGGUACGGGUGGGACCGGGUACGGGGCGGGUACGGGCGGCUACAGCGGAUGGAGGAACGUCGGCCGACCCUAUAGGGACGAGAGUGGAAUCCCGAAAGGAGACGACCGCGACAUUGAACCUUCGCGUUACCAAAACUACGACCACAGCGGCAGGCAACCAAGCAGCUACGACCAACAAUCCAAUCGACAACCACCAACGUACAGCCAACAAGGAAACCGCCAACCUCCAACAUACGGGGACCAAUCCAAUCGCCAACCUCAAACAUACGGCCAACAAUCCAGCCGCCAGCCUUCCUACAACGGCCAAGCGUACAGCCAACCCGUUAACGUGGCCAGUCAUAGCAGCACUACGCAAAACACCAACUAUCUUUUCGAAAGAGAAGACAAUACAGUCGCUACAAAGGUUGAAGAUGCAACUACAAAAUCUAUUUCGUCCUAAUAUGAAAUGUAAAUAGAGAUAAUUUAUAGCUACGGAUCCUUUUCGGUACUUUACGCAGAAAAAAAAAGAAAAUCUUAAUGCUAACUUCUUACAGUCGCACUUGUAGAAGUCAAUCAACUUUAAAAUUUGACUAUUGACCUUACUAAUAAAAAAUGAUUUUUCUUACGCAGCAAAGAUUUAAUAUAUUUACAAUAACUAAAACACAUUAUUAAAAGGAGUCCCUUUAGGCAAGGUUCCAAAGAUACUGGCAGCGUUCCCCCUUUGAAUAGCUAGACUAAUUCUUUGUCCGAGGUAGCUGCCAGCUCUUCGGUCUCCUGUGAUGUCGACCAACCUUUUUGCUAUUUCCUUAAAAAGCCUUACAGCGCUAGGACACCACGAACAAGGGUCUCGACACCGAAUGGGACAAAAUCAUAUUCGGAGCCUAGGCCCCUGUAUUUGCAUGCCUUAGUUUUUUCAGCCGCUUCGCAAGCCGUACCAGCUCUGUUGUUGGUUCAUGUAGAUGGGAAGGGGCCAGCGUGUCUGAACUGGUUGCAUCCCAUACUAGCAUCCUAUACAUAAAUUUGACUAAAGUUGAUGCUUCAUGAGAUAAAUAAUAUAAUAAUAAAAAUUUAUCUUAAGUGAAACUUCUUUUCUUAAAUAACCUAACAUUAAGCGGUGCAUAAGGCAUAGGAGAAUGGAGUAGCGCACGUAUAAUUCAUGUAUAUUGUCUCAUAUGACGCUCGUAGCGUUCCAGCCUUCGUCGAGUUACCCUCCAAAUUUCAUACUAGUCGGGAAGAGCUGCACUGCUGCUGCCAGAAUAGACGCUCGUGAGCAUUUCUGUUUUAUCUUUUCCAUAAGAUUUUUCAAUUAACACCCCCUCCGAAAACAAGUUUCACUUCAAAAUCAUUUAAAUUUCAGAAGUGCAUCUUAGAAAUAAAAUACCUUAAAUUGUGGGAGGCUGGAACCUAAUAUAGGCAGUUUCCUGUUCGUGCUGUAAGCCACAGGCCACCCACCCUCGGAUAUGCAAUUUGUUGUAAACAAUGCCGAGGAAUUUAAGAAGCAAGGGGAAACAAAAAUUCUAGAACUAGGUCUCUGAUCUAAACAAGUUAGAAUAUCAUAAGGUUAGCUUAAACAACAGCUUUUUCAGAGCCGUAUUCACAAUACUAAGGAACUUUUCUGUUUAAAAUACUUACGAUACGCUCAAUGUUAUAUUUUAGUUGUAAUGUAUAGCUAAGUCUGGGUGAACCACAUCAAAAUUUUAAUAAUUGUUCGUAAUUAUGCAUCGUGUUAUUUAAAAUAAGUAUUAUCCAUGAGCUGAGAUUUUGUUCUCGAGAAAUCAGCAAUGGUAUUAUAUUCGUCGCGCUAAUUUUUUUCUAAUUUUUAAUUGUCAGAAAUUCCCAAAAUUUAUUGAAAAAAGGCUUCAAUAUCAUUUUUUUUUCAAGGAAACACAUUUAUAGGGAUAACUCAAGGCCAUGACCCCAUUCUUAACAAUCGAAUAAUAUGCUAGGAUUAGUUACUCUACGUUUUGUCUCUGUUCAUUGAAUUACAAAUGGCACUUGAAUGAUAUAAAAAAAACAAGGCGUAACAAAACUCAUUCCUAGUUUAUUAAUAAAGGGUUUAACGUCCUUAAUAAAUUUUAUUCGAGGUUUGGAAGUACAAUUUCUAAAUCCAGGAUCAGAUUCUGAAAUAACUUUUAUUGUUAAAGUAAUAUAAGUUAAUUACGGGAUUGUUACCAUGUACCU
Molecule: messenger RNA, 3558 nt
Organism: Chilo suppressalis (striped riceborer)
Lineage: Eukaryota; Metazoa; Arthropoda; Insecta; Lepidoptera; Crambidae
Source: the annotation of a GenBank genome assembly